Paramuricea clavata is the source of this 18349-nucleotide messenger RNA. The record is from the annotation of a GenBank genome assembly. Lineage: Eukaryota; Metazoa; Cnidaria; Anthozoa; Malacalcyonacea; Plexauridae.
CUCAAAUUUUUCAAGAUGGCGCCCGUUUCGUCCCAAAUAAUUUUAUUUUUAAUAUCAAACAAAAACAGUUGUUUGGUUUGAACCCGGCUUUUUAUGGCUAAUAAAUAUUGCAUGGCGUGUGACCGACAAACAUAAAAAAUGCCCGAUAACGGACAUAUAAUGCGUUUUGUGGUUGGAAAAUGCAGCUGGGUUGAAGUAAACCUCGGCGUGUUUUUAUAGUCGAGUUUGGUUUCAUAUGGCAGAAGGGAGAAAACGAAGGGCCGACGUCUCGAAAUGCCUGGAAUCAUUGUCUUCAAUCGCCGCUGGGUCGUUGGGAGCGAUGACUUUGUGAUACCUUUUGGCAUCGCUUUCGUUUUACGAGUAAUAUGGUAUGUGUAUAAUUAGUUCAAAUUUAUCCGUGAUUGUUCGGAUUAUAAAUAAUAUUAGGAAUAUUAAAUGCGCUGUAGUUAAGUUUUAAAGCCGUUGUUUUCCUUGAAAUAUCUUAAAUAAGAGUAAUUUUAAACAUAAGAUAAUUUUAAAUACAUGCAAACCAGUUUCUAAUUGUAAAUUCGAGUUUUAGGUAGAUUUGAUUCUCGUCAUGUUGAUAUUUAUAUUAUGUUGUUAAUUCGGUUUUUUAGCUGUUUGUUUUACUGAGAUUUUUUAACACCUUGAGUAGGGUACUGUAUAUGCUUGUUUUUAAUACAAAACACUACUAGUUCUGAUAAAUUUUAGUGUUUGUAUUAUUAUAUAUUGAUACAUUGUUGUCAUUUAAAUUUGCAACAGUUUAAAGGGGCAAUGUCACCGAUUUUUGAACAUUUCCAACCCGCGCAAAUUUUGUCCAAAACUGAAAAAUAAUGAGUGUAAGCACAAAAUAAAGCAUUAACAGACACAAAAACAUGUGCAGAAGUCUGGAUGGGCAGGACUACGGUAGGAUUGAGAUGGAUUGUAAAUGGCAUCUUGAUUAAUUGUUGGCAGACACUUUUUCAAGUUUUAGUCAAUUUUUAUGAAAAUGUCAUGUUACAUGUUGCGUGGAAGUUCAAAGUUGUUUAAUAUGACUCAUAUAUCAUAACUUAAUCCAUUUACAAUGUUUAUUUUUAACUUUGUAGUAAAAGGCAUUUUAGGUAAAAAAAAUCGGUGACAUUGCCCCUUUAACUAUAGAAUUUGCUGGAAUAAGCUAAAAAUUCUGACAAGUUUUUGUAAACGUUGUUGUUAGAAAUUGGCUUGAGUAUGCUUUUUUGUUAUGUCUGGUUGGCAUACGUCAGACUGUAGAGUUUGGUCUACGUUGCACGUUCCCCGCUCAGAGAUUUCAUCUGAAUUUCUGUUUGCAUAUUUAUGAGAAAAUUCACAUAUUUUUGAUAAAGUGUAUGCAUUGGUUUGAACUCGUAUAUGUACUGAGAGUUUCUAUAAUAUCUUGUUAUGUAAACUAAACUAACUUUAUUUAUACUGGAUAGCUCUAUCAGUUCUAAACUGUUCUUCAUAGAGGUCCAGUAAGGAUUAUCUCUUAUUGAUCCAGUGUUACUACAGGAGGAAACCUAAACUAAACUAACUUUAUUUAUACUGGAUAGCUCUAUCAGUUCUAAACUGUUCUUCCUAGAGGUCCAGUAAGGAUCAUCUCAUAUUGAUCCAGUGUUACUACAGGAGGAAACCUAAACUAAACUAACUUUAUUUAUACUGGAUAGCUAAAUCAGUUCUAAACUGUUCUUCCUAAGGGGUCCAGUAAGAAUCAUCUCUUAUUGAUCCAGUGUUACUACAGGAGGAAACCUAAAUUAAACUAAAAUUAUUUAUACUGGAUAGAUAGCUCUAUCAGUUCUAAACUGUUCUUCCUAGAGGUCCAGUAAGGAUAAUCUCUUAUUGAUACAGUGUUACUACAGGAGGAAACCUAAAUUAAACUAAAAUUAUUUAUACUGGAUAGAUAGUUCUAUCAGUUCUAAACUGUUCUUCCUAGAGGUCCAAUAAGAAUCAUCUCUUAUUGAUCCAGUGUUACUACAGGAGGAAACCUAAACUAAACUAACUUUAUUUAUACUGGAUCUAGCUCUAUCAGUUCUAAACUGUUCUUCCUAGAGGUCCAGUAAGAAUCAUCUCUUAUUGAUCCAGUGUUACCAGUAAGAAUCAUCUCUUAUUGAUCCAGUGUUACUACAGGAGGAAACCUAAACUAAACUAACUUUAUUUAUACUGGAUCUAGCUUUAUCAUGUUCUUCCUAGAGGUCCAGUAAGAAUCAUCUCUUAUUGAUCCAGUGUUACUACAGGAGGAAACCUAAACUAAACAAUUUUUUUACUUGAAAGGUCAAUUAAAGUUUACUGCUUCCCCAAGAGUUCUAACAAGUCAUUAUGUAUCACUGGAUGUUUUUUAGGAGGAAGGAGUUUUUUUAGAUAGUAAUUUUGAGUGGAACAGUUUGAGUACAAGUCUACAGCUUUAGACCUGACUAGGACCAGCUACAGGUCUAAAAAUUAUUUAUAAUCUUUUCCGUGAAAUUAUCAUCUACAAGAACGUUUCAGCUGUUAGUCCUAUAGAGCGAGGUCCCCUCAAAAUCUUGCCAUGUUAUGAGGAAACUCUUUUGACCCACUGUGACCCAGGCUGUGUCAAAACUUUGAUGAAUAUAUUCAUAUGACCUGAGGCAAAAAAUAGUUUUUGAAGAAUAUUUAGUAAUCACCAAUUUCGUUGCGUUAAAAUGUUCCAUGCGAAUUUUGCAGGGUUUGGAAAUGUGAAUUAUGCUAAUGCGUAAAUGCUAGUGGCAAAACCUAUGGUUCAAUACAACGUCACUUUCUUUCAUAUCAUACAGGGCUUAAUUGAAGUAGAGAAAAAAUAUGGCCUGCCAGUCUAAAAUUUUUCGGCGGGUGAAAUAAAUUUUAGCCUGCCAUUUUUAUUCAUUGAACUGCCAAAAUGGCGAUGUCUCAUAUGAGUCAUAUUGUAAAAAUCAAUGUUUUCAUUAUAUGCAUUUUUAUUCUUUUUAAGUUUGUCUAUUUUAUACUACAGUAAACUUGAAUUUACAAUUCAAAUAUAAACGUAUUUAGUCAACUAAAUGAUCUAAGUAUAUAUGAGUUGUGGUAAGCAAAUGAAAUGAAAUUAAAUAUAUCUAUAGAAUUUCACCAGUUCAAAUUUGUUUUUGCCUGCCUUUUCUAAAAUAUGGCCUGCUUUUGGCCAUUGGCAGCCCGCUAUUUCGAACUCUGAUAUCAUAUUGAGAAUUCUACUAUUUAAAUAUUUAUUUGGAACACUUUUAUGCGUGGAAGGCAGCUUCAUUUAUUUUUUAUGCAUUGGGAUAUUUGAAAAGUCUCGAUUGCCCAAGGCAAACUUGCAUUAUUUGAAUGGCAUUUAAUCAAAAAAUUUGAAGUGAAGUUCAUUGUGAGCAGUUAAUUUGUGCUUGACAUUUUGAUGGCCGAGGCAUUCUGAUUGGAUAAUACGUAACGAGGUUUUAUUCGGCGUGAUAGGAAUGAUAAUAACAUCGACCUGUGGUUUUGAUGUAAUCUUUUGAAGACACUCGUUAUCAAGACUUAUGCUUUCGGUUAUGUACACUACGAAAGUUGUUUUUAAGACCCAAGUUUAAUUGAAGUCUUUUUGUCAGGGAUGGAUCCAGCUAUCUGGUUGGGGGAGAGGGGCAGGGUUGAGGGAGGGGUGCACGAGGGUGCGCACCCCACCCCCCUUUAGAGAAGUCCAGCACUACCCUAAAAAAUCUGCUUGACCAUACAUUUUCUGCUUUUCGAAUAGCGAUUAGCGCAACUUCUACUGUUGGCGCGUGUCGAUUUCUUGAAAAGAUUUAAUCGAUUUGUGAACAUCUCAAAUAAUGGUAAUGUUGGGAUAGCAGCGUUGCAGACUGCAGAGGAGAGUGGGAAGGCCAUGGAAAAUCUGUAAUCCUCCUUGCAGAUGAGGCUAGAUCUGCCCCUGGGAUCAAAGUGUGUGAUUGCAAGCCUCUAUUCAAGUUUUUUUCAAACAAAGUAAAGUUUGAUGAGCGUUUGAAAGACGUAAACAUCUUUCAAACACUAGCGAUUCAAGCACAAGUUUACUUUAUAAGUCCGUUCUGAUUAAAGUUUAAUUACGUGUAAUGCCAACAGUGCGAUAACGGAAAUUUUGAUAAUAUAAUCAGACCUCAGGAAAAAAAAAAAGAAAUUGUGUGCCAUUUGUUUGUCUAUACGCGCGACAAGGCGAACUAUCUUCUUGGCAGAUGACUACAGUAUAUAUAUACAUUAAUUUGUUGUUAAUUCUGGAGUCUGUAGCUUGGUUAGAAGCGCUGUAUGCAUGCGCCGUUAUAGUAGGUCUAAAAUUGUACAUUUUAAAAUUGGAAAAUUGCGUUCGAUUUGCCAUCUAAAAAAACAUAUACUGUUUAUCUUGUGCUGCAAUUAAGAUGGAUAAUUCGUCAGACGAUUAAAGCAUCUCUAGAAUCAAGAUCUUACUAAGGGAGCUCGGUCAUUAUUUAUGACGGGAGACGGCAACGAAGAGAAAUGUUUUUCUUGGUAAAAAUCUUGCUCAUCCAACCAUUAAAGAGUAAAACAAAUGUUUUACCCAACCUCUAAUAUCAAUUGAAAAAUAAAUACCCAUCCCCUGACCAAAAACUUUACGAAAAGAUACCAAGCGGACAUGUCCUUUACCACUUCUGUGACACGAGUUUGAUAACUGCUUGUGCAAUUUUCUGCAGUCUAAAGUUUCAUGUUGUCUGCACAUGUACUUUCUUUGGAGACACCAUUUGCCUCCUGACAAAUCGGAAAGUGAUCAAGACAGUGACUCUGAUUGAUUGAUUUACAUAUUGUAUUGACUAUAUGACUGUUGAAAUUGCUUUUUAGUCUUCAAUAUUUGAGUGAGUCAUGCUUUGGAAAUGACAAUAAAUUUUUAUUUCCCAACCCUUGAGUUGUUUUGUUUUUAAUUUACCCAACCUUUUACUCACUCAAAAUUUUGUUUACCCAACCCUUUUCUCUUCGGUGCCACCCCGCCCCCCCCCCCCAUUAAUAAUGACCCCUCCCUAACCUAAAAUAUUUUCUAUAGGAUGAUUUCGCUUGGUGUAGUGCUGGCUCUGUAUCAUUCGUUUGAUUAUGAUCCUUACACAGCCUCAAAUUUUCCAUACUACGAAUGCCAAUCCACAUUUGAUUACUUCACAAGCGGAUACAUCGUCCUCCUGUUUGCCACCAACCUCCUCGAAUUCUUGGUAUCGUGGCUCAGUAGUAAAGGUAUAUAUACAACCAGUUCAAAAAGCUUGUCCUUUGCUAAACAAACCUUAAAGGUGAUCUACAGUCCGAUCUGCGCAUGUGCACAAAUGAGCCCACUUUUUAUGAUACAAACAGUUUAACUAUGUUUUGAGUUCUUGAAAAGCCUGAUUUUUGUUUCUUGAUCAUUUAUUAUACUCUAGAAGCUUCCAAAUAUAAAUAGUUGUCGAAUAAAGCUCAAUAUUUUGGACACAAAAAUGUAAACAAAGGCUUUGUUUAUAUACGGACUGUAGAUCACCUUUAAACUCUAAGCGCGCAAAGCUUAAUAAUGGGAGCACAAGUUUCAAGCUUAGUAUAGUCGAACAUUGCAGCUAUUUGUGAAUGAAUUGUUCUCGUAAGGAGAUAAUAGAUAGCUUAAGAUCUACGACGUCGUCGACGCCAGCUAGGACGUCAGAGCUAAGCAGACGUCAAAUAUUUAGGGCGGCAAGUAGCCUGCGUGGCAGGCGGUAUUUCCACAGGCAGCGAAAAUUAGGGAGUCAAAGGAAAUACCUAAGUACCGCCUGCUAUGCAGGCUAGGCGGCAAGCAGGAGUAAAUUGGUAGUAGUUUUUUUGUUGCAUGCCAUAUAUGGCAUGCAACUUUCAUAUAGCUCUAAAUUUCAUGUCGUCGUGUUCAGUGUGCGUACCUGUCGUAAAUCACGUGAUAGAUUGUGGUAGAUUCGUAAAGUACGAGUGUACGACAAAUACCGAGUUUUUCCGACGAGCAUUUUCAUGCCGGGUUUUCGUCGAAAGAAACGCAAAGAAAUACUGAUUAUUCGCCGACAAUUUACAUAAGUGAACGCCUUAGAAAGUAAACCGAGCUAGGUAAAGCUUUACUGUUUUUAACUCGCCUUAUAUUUUGUUAUUUGUUGUGAUUUUGCAGCCGUUGUGCUCGCACUGAUUAUUUAUCAAUUAUCAGGCGUUUAUAUUUAGGAGGCGUGAAAGCCUCAAAGCCCAACGCUAUCUUAUUUAGGAGGCGUGAUAUAUCGUGAAAGCCUCAAAGCCCAACGCUAUCAAAAUACUCGAUUUUUAUAUACUCAUAGACUGCGAGCAAUCCCUCUAUUUUCCUUCGUUUUAUUGUUUCCCGGACUAAGAUUGAACGCGCGGGAAAAUGGCAAAGAGGGGCGGAGACAAACUCAAACUGAAACCAAUAAAAUGAAAACAAUAAAAUGAAAACUGAAAACAAUAAAAUGCCGAACAGAAAGAUAUCGCCGUAGCUUUUUUCCCAGUGCAGUAGCUCUAUACAGGGUGUAUAAAAAAAAACUGAACAGAUUUAAAAUUGCUCUCAAUUUCGCAAAACAGCUAUUUGUAUCUGUUUUUUUAUAUAUAUAGCUUCUUUGGGUACUUAUAAUGUAAAAGAAUGAAAAAAAUUUUUCGAACUCAAAUUUUGUGAACCAGGGGGGGGGUGUCUUUUCCAACAAACUAAAAAUGGCUCGCGCACAAAAUUUAAAAGCUGCAAUCAUAUUUUGAGUCGACAGAUGGAACAUUUGUCGGGAUUUUAAUUACUGUACAAAAUUUCAGACAAUUUGGUUUAGUUUAAGCCCCUUAACUAUUUACGCAAAGUUACAAUUUUCCCGAAAAAUCAGCUAUUUGCAUGCUUAAUUAAUGCAUUUGCUUAAUUUGCAUAUGUCAACAAUAUGCAAAUUAGGUAAAGGCAUUAAUUAAGCAUGCGAAAGGCUGACUUUUUAGAACAAAAUGAAUAGUUAAAGGGCUUAAACUAAACCAAAUUGUCUGAAAUUUUGUACAGUAAUUAAAAACCCGACAAAUUUUCAAUCUAUCAACUCAAAAUAUUAUUACUGCUUUUAAAUUUUGUGCGCGAGCCAUUUUUAGUUUGUUGGAAAAGACACACCCCCCUGGUUCAAUAAAUUUGAGUUCGGGAAAUUUUUUCAUUAUUUUACAUUAUAAGUACCCAAAGAAGCUAUAUAUAUAAAAAAUCAGAUACAAAUAGGUGUUUUGCGAAAUUGAGAGCAAUUUCAAAUCUGUUCAGUUUUUUUUUAUACACCCUGUAUAAUAGUUAUAGUAAAGAAACUUAAGCGUGAUACUUAAUUACGAUGAUUUUAAUGCAAUUCAAUAAGAUUUUUAGACUUGAUGCAUGCAACUAAUUUUUUUAUAUAUGUAAAUAUAUAGCGUACCAAUUUUGUAAACGCACCAUAUUUCAAUCUAUUGCGAAGGUGUGUAUCUUAAACCAUUAAUAAUAAUAAUAAUAAUAAUAAAAAAAACGGAGCCAUUGUGCUUGCACUGAUUAUAUUGUGUGCCUUUGCACAAAACUACAGCACAUUUUGUAAAUAACAUGAAAUAUAAAUAUCAAACAAAAUUUGAUUAUAAAUAGUAAUACUGUUGAAAUUUAAUACAACGAAAUAGCAACCAUUGUGAAGUACGCAUAAGAUUCAACAUGACAUUCAACAUGACAUUCGAUGUAGUGUAAAUGAACUCAUUUCAAUCACUCAAACGUCAAAAUGAUAAAUAAUAAUCAUUUUCAAUCUAUUAUAGUAAUUCACCGUUUCCACGGGUUUUUUGUACCUUUAAAAAGUUACAAUAAACCUAAAUCUAAAGGAAAUAACGUUAUUUAAUUAUACAUUUGUGAAGGAAAUCUAACAGUCAAUCGCUUUCGAUAAAACGUUGACCACCUUGACCUUGUUAAUGUUAUUAUUACCGUCGCUUGCAACUAACUAUUAAUAUAACGGUCGCUUAUAAAAACAUUGUCUAUUCGCGUGUUUCUGCUGGGGUCUACACCGUAGGCUAAUUCGCGUGAGAAUCUUAAUAGUUUUCUUAUUUCGACAUAAUAACUAUUUUUCAAUAAAUAUUUUGAUAUUAAAAAAUGGAUGACUCUUCGAUUUCGAAGAUGUCCUUUUUCGUCGGAGGUUGGGUCACCGUCUAUGAACUCUCCCAUGAGCCACCAAACCCGCUCGGCUCGCACAGGGCCGUUGACACACAUCACACGUGAAUCCUGUUGCAUCAGCUUGAUCAGGCCUGCUUCAAAUGAUUGAACACCAGUAUGGAUUGCAGUUCGCCAUGAAGCCCUAUCUUCUGCACGUGUUUCCCAAGAUUGCAGCGGAACAUUGCACGAUUUUAGCGCAUCUUUCAGGCUAUCCUUAUACCUUUUUCGCGUUCUUCCCACCAUUCGGUUUCCUUGUUGUAAUUCCCCGUACAACAAUAUUUUUUCGAUAUUAAACUUAUUGAAUCAAUAUUUUAAGUUUCACGCCAGUUGUACCAAAGGUUAUAAGCGCUAUAGGCUAUAGCGGGUCAAGGGUUUCAGAUGGCAUGCAACAUGUACGCACUGCGUACCUAUUUUUGAAGUGUGCAUGUGUCUCUCUCAAUUUGUUCGUCAUUCACCAGACAUCGACAACCUCACAACAGGGGUUUCACCGUCGUAAAUACAAGAGCACAACAAACGGUAAUGGUUCACACGGCUCUUUUAAAUUCAUUUUCAAAAGUAUGUAAAUAUUUAUAGUUUAAAUGUCUACGUCGUGAAACUUAAGUAGAAGUUAAUUUAUUUAGGACGACGUCAUAUAGUCCCAGUCCUCUGCUUAGCCCUGACGUUCUAGCUGGCGUCGACGUCGUAGAUCUUAAGGUUACAGGACACCCUUUUUGGCGUUUUGCGGAAAAUCGCUACUGCGCGCUCAAUAUCAGUCCGAUUUUCAUAAAAUUUUCACCAAAUGUUCUCCAGUGUAUGCAAAAUAUGGUAAAGUUGUAAAAUUAACAAACAAUAAAAUAAUGUAAGAAUUAUUCAGGAAAAUCUUAAAUCGCGGUACCUUUACGCUUUUGAGUUGUGCUCCUGCUGGUUUUAAGUUAUAUUCAUGAAAAUAUCAUUUUUAUACAGUAAAAUAGUUGUUCUAAAAAAUUGUGUUCGGAAAUUUUUGUUUAUUUCGUCGUUCCGCUGAUAUGACGAAUUCUUUGACGACUGCAAUAUAUUUCUGAAUUGUUUGAGUGAAUUGCUCUUUAUUUUUAAAAUAUCCAAAAUUAAAAAAAAGCCGAACACGAUUUUGAAACUGACGUAUUUAGCUAUGUCCUGUGAAAAUUUGAGAAAAAUUGGUUAAAAUCCGCAGGAGCACAACUCGUUUGAAGAUCAGUAAUUACCGUAAAAUUUUUCGUGAGAAAAUUGAAUUUGAAUAUUACAUUUUCAAUGUUUUUCUUAUUGCAGCGUAAUGUAUUUUAUUAAAUAACUCUGCGAGUUUUCAACAUUUUUCGUUCAAACUUGGUCAGAUAGUAGAACUGGUCUAAUGCUUUCAUUGAAACCAAUAAAAAAAUUUUAGGCAAAAUUAGCACUCAAAGGUGUUCUGUAACCUUAAGCUAUCUAAUUACCACGUCUCUAAGAAAUGGGCCACUGCAUAUAUGAUUUUUAAACUGAUCAAAUGAUGCUCUCCCAUUAUGCUUUCCACGCUUAGAAUUUAAGGUUUAGAAUUUAAGGUUUGCAAAGGACAAUCUUUUUUUGAAUUAGCCUUAUAGAACAGAUUAUCUUACCGAACUGUACAGGGUGUAUCAAAAUAAACGCAAUUCAUCUUUUGUGCUUAAUAACUUUCGAAAUACUAUUUCUAGUUAAACGCUUUUAGGCUUACUUCAAAGCCUGUUCUUUUCUCUUUCAAACAAACUAUUAUCCUUGUCUCCAAUGCUAGUAAUAAUUGCACAGGAAAAGAUUUAGUAAAACCUAUCAUUUUUAGUUGCUGUUUAAUUAUGCAAGUUUACUAUGUUAUUGUUUAGUCGUUUAAAUGUUAGAAUUUUCUUCUUUAAACUUUAAUGUUGUCGUCACUACAUCUGGAAAACCACGUAAGAACAAAUUAAAAGUAUUUUAAAAGAGACCAGGUUGUUUGAAAAUCCUAAACGAAUGCUAAAAAUCGUCAAAACAUUCUGGUGUCUGAGCCAGAGUGUCAUCGAAUUGCGAUGUAAUGUAAACAGAAAUUAUAGCAAGUUGAUGUCAGUCAGCUUAGAUGGUCCAAGCCAAAAUUAUAUCGCAUUUGAAGUUUCAAACUGAGUUAAAAAUAGUGGAAGAAAAGCCGUAAUUAUACUUAUUGUUACAAUCCAUUUAAUAAAAUGCAACAUUUUUUUGUUUUAAUGAAAAAUCAGUUAUUUUCAUGAGAACGAUUUGUUAUUCCAUCUCAAUUUUUUUAAUCUCCAAUCGCAAUAACGUAAAAUAUUAUUACCCGCGAACCAAUGAGUCAAAUUUAAGAAACAACCCACUGUUAGAAAGCCGAAUGGCUACGCUUUAAAAUGAAUGUAAACUUUAACGUUUUCGUCUAUUAUUUGUUUAGCAAUUUACAUUUCAGUCGAGGAUUGCGCUUUCCUUGAUACACCCUGUAUAAUCUCUGCUCAAAUGAAACUUUUACAAUUUAAAAAGCAAUUUUUGUCAACUUUCCUUGAGAAAACCUAAUACAAUUUUCUUUUAAAAAAAAAUGUCCUACAGAGCGGCAAAAUCGUGGAACAAACUCCCCACUGACAUAACACAAAUGGACCUUUAACCUUGUAACUAAAAUUUUGAUCUAGACAAAAAUUUCAUCACAGCUUGAAAGAGCAUCACAAAAUUAGUAAUAUUCCAAAGUUUCGUUACGAAAUGUUGUAAAAUGCGGAUAAUAUAGCCUUGCGAAGUUUGCAAUUUUCAGUCAUUUUAGAUUACAAACGGGAAAUUGAUACCCGAAUCGGGUGUUGGGGCUAAGCAUAUGGGCUAAGCAAGAUAUAAACAAUCUGUAAUAGAGUUUAAUAUAUAGUUUUAAGAGUUCUUUCAAAUGAACAAAACUAAUUUUUUAUUGCCGAUGUCCUUUUUAAAGGGAUAUGACAAUAUAAAUUAAGUUUGUCUUAUUUCAAAGAACAUUUCAAAUGAUAUAUGAACUUUCUUUACAAUUAUUCCGUAUCUUGCGUGGUUUUCGAAUCAAAUCGACUUAUUUUGAUCAAAAGCAGCGAGCAUUCCGCCAUCAUGGGUAUGCAUUCGAUAUGGAUACGUCACAAGUAGGGUAAAAAGCGAAAAGCACAUGUCGUUAUCAAUAUGAAACUCGAUUUUCCGAAGUCCUUCUAGUACUCAAUGAAGAAGUUUUAUCAAGAUGUUUGUGUGAUGUUACUCUGAGUGUAUAUCCACACCGGACAAGCUUGAAAAAUAUGCCUGGCCACGGUGGGAAUCGAACCUACGACCUUUGGAAUACUAGCCCAAUGCUCUGCCAACUGAGCUACGCGGUCAGGACGGUUCGAGUAUGCGAUAUUUCGAAACUGAUUCUAGUUCCUUCGAUAUCAGUGUAAUCUAAUAAUCAUGAAAUUUGCUGUGUUGGUGUAAUGUACUCAGGUGAAUAAGAUGUUUGUGUGAUGUUACUCCGGAGUAACAUCACACAAGAGUAUCUCAGUAUCUCUAUAUCAGAGAUCAAGAGUGUCUCUAUAUCAGAGUGUAUCUCAGAGUAACAUCACACAAACAUCUUAUUCACCUGAGUACAUUACACCAACACAGCAAAUUUCAAGUUUUAUCAAGUUUACCCUGCUUGUGAAGUCAUCAAAAACUCAGUUAAUUAGGUCAAUUAUAAUACCAAGAUGGCUGACUGCAAACUGUUUUUGGUCAAAAUAAUUCGAAAACCAAGCAAGGUACGAAAAAGUUGUAAAAGGUCUUCAUAUAUAACUUUAAAAAACAUUAAUAAUCAUGAAAAUGAAAAUACAAAAGAAAUGAAUAUUUAAUCAAUGUUUGUAAAACGGAUAAAGAUUUGUCCUCAUUUACAUAAACUUCAGCUUUGAUUUUCUCGGCUUAGAAAAUACGAUCUGUAUCUGAUAUACAAACUCUCGCCUUCGGCUCGAGUUUGUAUAUCAGAUACAGAUUGGCUGCUCAUUUUUCAUCUAGUACUUACAGGUAAACUACGUGAAGCGUUCCUCUCUUGUGUUCCUAACUCAUUUGGAAUUUUCAAAAUUAGAUUUGCAAAUUUGAAAAACUCUUCGCAAAUCCCUUGAGGGAAUUUGCAAUUUUCCUGUCGGCCGUUGCAAUAUUCCAACGCAAAGAAAGUUCCUUUCAAAUUUUCCUAACUUCCUGUUUUAAUUUCCUGACUUCCUGUUCUGUUCUGAGCGUUAUCAUUGGUGGAUUAUUUUUGUCAGCCAAUUGCAACGCACAGAACAGAACAGGAAGUUAGGAACUUGUAACAGGAAGUUAAGAACUUCUAAAAGGAACUGAGGAAAAUUUAUUUUGAGAACAUUGCAAAUUCCCUCAAGGGAUUUGCAAGGGAGUUUUUCAAAUUUGCUAAAAGGUAAUGACGAAAAUUGCAAUCAACUUAAGCCCGUUCUCCACUAGGCGAAUUUAUUCGCGCGAACAGAUAAAAAGUAGGAAGCGAUCCUACUUUUUCGCCGCGAAUUUUUUCGCCGACCAAUCACGUUGCCGGAUUUCGGUUUUCGCUUCGCGUCGCGCGAACAAAUUCGCGUAGUGGAGAACGGGCUUUAGGAACUCAAAAGAGGAACGCUUCACGUAGUUUACCUGUAAAAGUUCUUUCAAAUAAGACAAAGUUAAUUUUUAUUGCCAUAUUCUCUUUUAUGAAUUAAAUUAAACAAUCUUCCCUAUAUUUGUAUUUUUAAGGCACCAUCAUGGACGAUACACCCCGACAAGCCAUACCGACUGUCCUGUAUAUUCGCCUGUGCUUCAGUGUAACUGAAAUAUUCUGGCUCUCGCUUGGCAUUAAAUGGAUCUUCGUGGAUGGCGAGGCAUGCGAAUCUAGUCCGGGGUGGAAGAUUUCAAAAGGCGUGGUCAUUUUUAACUGGAUGUUUUUAAUAUUUGUCGCGUUGUUGGUACUGUGUAGUUUCGAUUCUGCGGGGAAGCAUUGGGUGCGCAUGGUGAAACACGCACGCACCGAGCAUUAUGAUACAAUCAAGACGCAGAUUUCUGAUCGCUAUAUGAGUCGAUGGAUGCGGUGCUUUCGAUGCUGUUGCGCGUGUUCUGGAGUUGACGAUAAUAUGCACGAUCAGAGUGUAUAUGGUUUUAUUGGCAUGUAAGUUUAUAUAAAUGAUGAGACACGACUACCCAGAAAAUUAAGCAACAUCGAAGUUUUGCUUAUAUUUAAUUUCAGGGACACACGCAAAAUCUCACAUCUUGUAGCAAGUCUGCCAACAAGCCGUCAACAAGUUGUGUUCGCACUGCUUGUCCCAAGUUGUCAACAAGUUUGGAACAAGCUGUUAAGAAUUUGUAACAACCUUGUUGAUAUUAUCAGACUUGUUACAGGAUUGUUGCAACAAGUCCGAUACAGUCAUGAUAUAACAAUAUUGUUACAACCUUGUGUCGUUAACCUUGUAACAUUCUUGUUAUAUCAUGACUUUAUCAGACUUGUUAGAACAACCUUGUAACAUUCUUGUUAUAUCAUGACUGUAUCAGAUUUGUUAGAACAACCUUGUAACAUUCUUGUUUAUCAUGACUGUAUCAGACUUGUAAGAACAACCUUGUAACAUUCUUGUUAUAUCAUGACUUUAUCAGACUUGUUAGAACAACCUUGUAACAUUCUUGUUAUAUCAUGACUGUAUCAGACUUGUAAGAACAACCUUGUAACAAGUCUGGUAAUACCAUCAAGCUUGUUGACAACCUUGACUUGUGUUGACAACCUUGUAACAUCCUUGUUAUAUCACGGCUGUGACAAACUUGUUGGCACAAUCUUGUAACAAGGCUGAUAAUGCCAUCAAGCUUGUUUCAAACUUGUUACAACAAACUGGGAACAAGCAGUGCGAACACAACUUGUUGACAGCUUGUGAACAGACUUGUAACAACUUGUUUGCAGACUUGUUACAACUUGUGCGUUUUUAUGCAUGUACACACGUAAAAACGCACAAGUUGUAACAAACCUGCAGCAGACUUGUAGCAAUGCUGUUCCAACAACUUGUCAACAGGAUGUGUUCGCACUGCUUGUUCCAAGCUUGUUGAUAACUCGCUACAAGGUUGUUGAGCUCAACAGACUUGUUACAAGUUGUUCCAACAACUUGUUAUCGUCCUGCAAUUCAACAAUUUGUCAACAAGUUGUGAGUGACAAUCUUGUAGCAACUUGAUGAAAUAACAGCAUUGUUACAACUUGUUGACAAGCUUGCUACAAGCCUGUUGCGAACACAUCUUGUUGACAAGUUGUGAGAUUUUUACGUUUUAUAAUAUAGCAUUUGUAAAUUCUGAACGCUGAUUGGCUAAGAGCCGUGUUGAUAUAACUCAUUGUCAACACGGGAAAUUUUCCGCCGCUUGUAAACACGGAAAUUUUUCUUAUCAUUCGGGCUUUUGACAUUGCUAUAUUAUAAAAAAAUAUAAAACUUUUUUCUGUAUUGAUAUAUAUAUAUAUAGUGGGCGUCGUGUUUCCAUACAAUUUCUCGUUUUCCCAAUUCCACUCGUGUUGAUAUAUAGUGGAUAUUAGACGGUUGCGAAAAGAUAUGGAUUUUAUGUUCGAGUGGCAAAAAACAAUAUCUCACGAGUGAGCGCAGCGAACGAGUGAGAUAUUGUUUUUGACACGAGAACAUAAAUCCAUAUCUUCUCGCAACCGUUUAAUGUUCUGUUUAUUAUAUGGACUUACUCAGAAUGACAAAAAUACACACAAAGACGACAUGUAAAUAAGCACGCGAAAGACCAGUAUAAAAGCGAUAUUUUUUUAAAUUAUACUGCAAACAUAAAACUAGAAUAAAUUUUACUUAUCUCAAGAUGUCUUUUAAAUGUUUUCGUUUUAUUUCCAACGUUAAUUUCGUUUCAAAUACGAACCAAAGACCACUUGUAUUUUCAAAACAACAACAGUGAAAAUGGCGAGAAAUUUUUAAAACUUCGUAUGUCACUAGCAGGGGUGAAAUACGGAAAAUACGCGCACCUGGUCCCGGAUGUAGUGACGUAUGAGUUCUACGAGUGUUUUAGUUUCCAGUAAAACACCAUUGUCCAUAUAAUAAAACUGUAUAUCAACACGGAAAAUAUUUUAUAUUUGUUAAAUAUAACAUUUAGUUUUCUCAAGUUUAAAUCUCAAACCUAUAAAUCUUUUUGUAAUAAGGAAUUUUUGGAUGUUUUCCUAAAACGCUUACCGCUAGAUGGUAGACUCAAUAGCAGUUAGGCAUUGGCCAAAACUUCGUGACACUGUUACAUUAAUAUUCUACCAAAUUUCUAGGACUUUAUCAGAGUUUUUCCAAGACUUGGAUGUCGUGCCUAGCGACAUUGCAGCUGGGCUGGUCCUUCUUCGUCACAUUCAGAAGCGAGAGGAGAACAGGCUUCUCUAUCAAUCUCUCGCCAAUGCUAUAAUGCCAACAAACUUGGUGGGUUUGAAGGAUUUUUGUAGAAAGUCUAUCUCUUGUUGUUCCAGUAUUUCUAUAUACUAACUUUAUUUAUACCGGAUAGUUCUAUCGGUUUUAAACUGUCCUCCCUAGAAGUCCAGUAAGGAUCAUCUCUUAUGAUUCAGUGUUACCACAGGAGGGAACAUAAACUAAACCAACUUUAUUUAUACUGGAUAGUUCUAUCAGUUCUAAACUGUUCUCCCUAGAGGUCCAGUAAGGAUCAUUUCUUAUUGAUCCAGUGUUACUACAGGAGGAAACCUAAACUAAACUAACUUUAUUUAUACUGGAUAGCUCUAUCAGUUCUAAACUGUUCUUCCGAGAGGUCCAGUAAGAGUCAUCUCUUAUUGAUCCAGUGUUACCACAGGAGGGAACCUAAACUAAACCAACUUUAUUUAUACUGGAUAGUUCUAUCAGUUCUAAACUGUUCUCCCUAGAGGUCCAAUAAGGAUCAUCUCUUAUUGAUUCAGUCUUACUACAGAAGGAAACCUAAACUAAACUAACUUUAUUUACACUGGAUAGCUCUAUCAGUUCUAAACUGUUCUUCCUAGAGGUUCAGUAAGGAUCAUCUCUUGUUGAUCCAGUGUUACUACAGGAGAAAACCUAAACUAAACUAACUUUAUUUAUACUGGAUAGCUCUAUCAGUUCUAAACUGUUCUUCCUAGAGGUCCAGUAAGGAUCAUCUCUUAUUGAUCCAGUGUUACUACAGGAGGAAACCUAAACUAAACUAACUUUAUUUAUACUGGAUAGCUUUAUCAGUUCUAAAGUGUUCUUCCUAGAGAUCCGGUAAAGAUCAUCUCUUAUUGAUCCAGUGUUACUACAGGAGGAAACCUAAACUAAACUAACUUUAUUUAUACUGGAUAGUUCUAUCAGUUCUAAACUGUUCUCCCUAGAGGUCCAGUAAGGAUCAUCUCUUAUUGAUCCAGUGUUACUACAGGAGGAAACCUAAACUAAACUAACUUUAUUUAUACUGGAUAGCUCUAUCAGUUCUAAACUGUUUUUCCUAGAGAUUCAGUAAGGAUCAUCUCUUAUUGAUCCAGUGUUACUACAGGAGGAAACCUAAACUAAACUAACUUUAUUUAUACUGGAUAGCUUUAUCAGUUCUAAAGUGUUCUUCCUAGAGAUCCGGUAAAGAUCAUCUCUUAUUGAUCCAGUGUUACUACAGGAGAAAACCUAAACUAAACUAACUUUAUUUAUACUGGAUAGCUCUAUCAAUUCUAAACUGUUCUUCCUAGAGGUCCAGUAAGAGUCAUCUCUUAUUGAUCCAGUGUUACUACAGGAGGAAACCUAAACUAAACUAACUUUAUUUAUACUGGAUAUCUCUAUCAGUUCUAAACUGUUCUUCCUAGAGGUCCAGUAAGGAUCACCUGUUAUUGAUCCAGUGUUACUACAGGAGAAAACCCAAACUAAACUGACUUUAUUUGUGGAAUGGAACACUAAACACUGCCCCCACUCUCUUGUCAGCAUACAAGAUCCUAAAAUCCUAUCUUCCGUUUUAUUAUUUAGCCUGGUAGAAGGAAAGUGACAAACAGCUUUCAGAAGACUCGAACAGCGAAACGUUUCGCUCACGAAAGUCCUGUAAGCAUAUCUUAAAAAACUCGUUAACAAUUCAUGAGGAAAAUACAAAAGAAAUGAAUGUUUAAUCAUGGAUAAUAAAAUAAAUGGAUAGGACUCUAGCUGACGUAAGCAAAAACAACGUAGUUGCAAUUGUGACGUCACGCGUAUUGCAAAGUUCUCGGCAUUUUUGUUGUUUCGCUAUACUUUCCGCUUUAAAAGAGUAAUAUUGAAGCAUAAACUGGUCUAAUUGUUUUAAAAACAUGCCUAAGCUACGACAAAGUAUUCAAGGUAAAUGUUUUUCGUCUUUGUUUUGUAUUUUUUUUACAUUUGUAGCUACGAAAUUGGCGUCCCCAAUUUUAACGAAAUUUGCGAUGAAUUUUUCACUGUUUAGUGCUUGAAAUAUUUCCAAAAUUGACUGGGAAUACUUAGAGAUUUCAUCGUAGAAUGGCGUAGUCAUAUUUACUUGCCCUUUGACUAAAAUGUUUAGCUGUAUUAUUGCUAAACAUGCCGUUUUUGAGAAUUUGGUUUGGAACUAGGUUUCAACAUCCAACCACGCCAUCAGCCCAUUGAAAACAUUGCAUCACGUCAGCUAGUUUCCUAUCCAUUUAUUUUAUUAUCCAUGCUUUAAUCAAUGUUUGUAUAUCAGAUAAAGAUCGGAUGUUCAUGUUUUAUGUAGUACUGAUUGCAUAGUCAUGUCAGCAAGUGUUUACAGGGCGGCAGAUGAUGUUGACACUUACAAGAACGAGGAAAUUAAACACCUCUCUGUUUUAUAGACUCGCUUUGAAAUACAAGACGUCUACAUAUAAUGAAUUAACAUUAAUUUCUCGCUCUUAUAACUGCAGAUUGACCACCAUCCGCUUAGUGAAACAGAUCUAUAUAGCAAAGCGAAAACCUUAAACAUUUUCUUGAUGUGUUUUAGGAUGAAUACCGUCUGUUUGAUGAUGUGGUUCACUACGCUCAUUAUGCUGUUGGCGCAUACGGGUGGCCUGUGUAUUUAUUGACCGACUUGAAAUGUGCUUGUUGUUCCUUGGCUAAUACUAUGAGGUAAUAAAGCAUUAAGCAUACAACAACGAAGGAAGCUGCUGCAACAACAACAACAUCAACAAUCACAACGACGGUAACCACAGCAGCAACAACAACAAUGAUAGCAACAAUAACAACAACACCAACAACUGCAUCAGCAACAACAACAAUGAGAGCAACAGCAACAACAAUAUCAAUAACAACACCAACAACAGCAACAACAACAAUGAGAGCAACAACAACAAUAUUGUAGUGCCGGUCAGAGAACAAUUGGGACAAAUGACUAUUAUGUGUGUUAUGUGUGUAUUGUGUGUUACUAUGUAAAUUUGUAAAUAGAACAAUAAAACUAUAUAGGCGUGAAAACUAAUUAGGUUAUGUAAAUUGACAGUGUGUAUAAAAGGACAAUUUU